Entrophospora sp. SA101 is the source of this 861-nucleotide messenger RNA. The record is from the annotation of a GenBank genome assembly. Lineage: Eukaryota; Fungi; Glomeromycota; Glomeromycetes; Entrophosporales; Entrophosporaceae.
AUGAAAACACUUGAAGCUACAGAUUACGGUUUUUUAACCUAUGAGCCCAAUAAUACUACAACUAUAAGAAUGUCAACAUCAGUACUACCAGCACCAACAGGUCGUCUAAUCAACUUAUCGACUACAGAUUUAAAUAUAGAUUUUGUAGCAGAGGAGAAUGAAACCAGCGAAGAGGAAGAUAUUGAUAAUAUUAUGAAUAGACCAAGGAAAGUGUUUAAGCCCACAAAGAAAAGUGACAAAAAAAUUAUUCCAACAAAUCAAAUACUUGUAAAUAAAUCAAAUGAAGAACCUUUAGCAGUUUUGAUGGAUGAGAAUAUUAAUCCUAAUCAUUAUGUAAGAGGAGGCAACAACAAUAAUUUUAAUUUUAAUAAUUUCAAUCCACACUCAAGACCAACAUCACCGAAUCAAUUUAGGCCAUUGUCAUAUCUUUCUAAUGGGCAUCUUUCAGCACGCGAACAAGAACUUCUUGCACGCGAAACUGGCUCUCCACUAAUUAAUCUACCAGAGAAACCUAAAGGUCCACAAACGGGUUUGAUUGGAGCAAUUGCUGCAAUAGAGGUUCGUAGAAGAUCACAAGGACAAGGAGUGUUAGCGCGUCAAGCAGAAGCUGAAAGAGAGCGAGAGCGGGAACAUAGAUUAAUGGAACAACGGCAACAAUUAUUGAUCGCUGAAAGAGAUCACAGUCUGUAUAAUCGUCCUGGUGGACCUGGUAAUGGUGGUGGUGGAAGUGAUUUUAGAUCAAGAUUUAUUUCUAAUCAACCACAUUAUGAUUUGGCACCUAUAAAUUCGCAAAGAAAUUUUUAUAAUGAAGGCGACUUUCUCGUAAUCAAAAAAUUCGACGACAUGAUUAUGAGUAAAUAA